UCCGCACACGACGACCAGCUGCCGGGCGUGUCCUGCCACCACAUCCCUGCUCGCCCUCCCCCACUCGCGCAUCGCCAGCGGCCACCCGUUCUCGGCGCUGCUACAGAUUGGGACCUGCGUCUCACGCCGGCUAUUUCGAGCCCCUGUGCGGCAUCACCCUGCGGGCACUCUCACACAGCCCGUGCGAGAGAAGCAGCGGCGGCGGAAGCCACUCUACUCGGCUAGCGUGCUCGCACCGCUCUCGCCAGCAUGCCGAGCCUGCGCUCCAUGGCCUCGUCGGGCUCUCUGAAGCUCAAGCAGGCAGCCACUGACGUCCGCCACCGCACCUCCUCCAUCUCCUCGCUCCACAACCCUUUCGCCUCGUCCGACGCUCCGCCCGUCCCGCCGCUGCCGCCGUCUAUGACGCCCUCGACGUCCGCCUCGACGUUGCGCACGCGCUCGACGUCUGCGCCGCAAAAUGGCUCCACACCCAACCUGGCCAUGACUGCUUCGGACGCUCCUGCUCCUGCUGCUGCUUCGUCGUCGCGCAUCUCUCGCGUGUCCUCGACGACGCGCUCUCCCUCUACGCCGCCACAACAUCGGAUUGACGACCCGACCCACGCGUCGUUCUCGCACGCCGUGGACCCGCACGCCACUGUCCGCCCGACGCGCCGCACGUCUGCGCGUGCCGUGUCUGAAGUGAACGAGACGGUCUACUCGUUCCGCCUGCUCGAGGCGCUGCGCAAGGGCGACCGGAGCGAGCUGCAUCCCUUCCUGACGAAGAGUGCCGCCCGCACGGGUCCGACCAAGGAGCUUACGAGCCCGCUGCACCUCGCCGUGCGAUGCGCUGAAUACCCUACGAUCGAGUAUUGUCUCGAGUACAAGAGCGCCUCGCUCAAUGCCGCCGACACGCUGAACGGCAACACGCCGCUGCACCUGGCCUCGAGCCUGGGCCGCGCCGACGUUGUGCGGCUCUUCCUGCAGCAGGAGGACGUUGAUGACACUGUGCGCAACUCGGAGGGCAAGGAGGCGAUCGACGUGGCCAAGACGAUGGAGGUGGCGCAGAUCUUCCAGGUCUCUCGGGCCGAGCUCAACCUGCAGUACCUCGAGGCGCUCGAGCGCUGGGAGAAGGGCCUCGCCGGCUCAGAGGCCGUCGAGCAGUUCCUGAACCGCCCACGCGUGCGGGCCAUCGACCUCAAUGCGCAGACGCGCGGCAGCGGCACUACGAUUCUGCACGAGGCGGUGCGCCGCAAGGACGCUCGCGUGGUGGAGAUCUCGGUGCGCAAGGGCGCAGACGUCUUCUGCCGCAACCGCAAGGGCCGGCGCGCGCUCGAGAGCACAAAGGACGAGAAGAUCAAGGCGCUUCUGCAGCAGCUGUCCAACGCCGACGCCGCGCGCGCCGUGCAGUCGACUGCUGCUGGCCUGCCGCCGAUCUUCCGCGGCUACCUCGCCAAGUGGACGAACAUCGCAGGCGGCUACAAGACGCGAUGGUUUGUGCUCGAGAACGGCAUCCUCUCGUACUAUCAUACGCAGGAGGAGGAGGGCAAGCAGUCGCGCGGCUCGACUAACCUGCGCUUCGCCAAAAUCCACGCCGAUGGCAACGACAAGCACCGCUUCGAGGUCAUCUCGGACGCCAGCAAGGGCUCCGCCUCGAAGCUGUACCUGCGCGGCUCGCACCCCGUCGAGCGCGCCCGCUGGGUGCAGGUGCUGCAGCAGACCGUCGACUUCUUCGACAUUGACCGCGCCCCCAGCCGCGCUGAGAGCAUCGUGAGCACGCGUGCGCCGAGCCGUGGCAGCCUGCUCGACGCCACGUCGACGUCACACGUGCCCGCUGGCACGCAGGCCGUCGGUGCGCCGUCGUCGAUUCCCUCGCGCACCGGCACGCCCUUCCGCGGCAUGGCUGGCCUCGGCGCGACGCCAUCGAUCCCCGAGACCUCUGCUGCGCCGACACUCGUGGCACCGGUCCCGACGCGCGCCUCUGCGCUCCUCGACUCCGGCUCGCAGAGAGCGUCGUCGAUGAACAGCGAGUCGCGGCCGUUCCCGCUGGGGCGCACGCCCAGCUUUGGCAGCCAGAACUCGCGCCUGCCCUCGGACGACGGCGUGUUCGAGGACGACGAGUCGGGCGAUGCCGCAGAAAACCCGAGAGGGCUGCCGUACCAGACCGAGGUCACCACCAUCGCGAACAGCCUGCGCACGCAGGUCGACAUGGCGCAGCAGCUGGCUCAGAGCCUUACGAGCGGUGCCGAUGCCGCGUCCGCCUCGCCAAAGCUGCCGAGCACCGCCAACGUCGCCGGCAACCGCGCGAGCAUCUCGAGCGUGCGCCUCAACUACCAGAGCGGCCCGGAGGGCGUGCGAGAUGCGCUCAACGAUGCGCUCAGCAACAGUGCGACUCUGCUGGCGCGCUACCAGGAGAUCGUCUCGCAGCGCGAGGCCUACCUGCUGCGCCGCUACGAGCAGGAGAUCCAGGCCAAGCACCUCUGGGAGGAGAAUAUGAAGGUGCUUGGCGCCCAGCACGCCGAGAUGGAGGCGCAGCUGCGCCAGGCGGCCGAGGAGAACGCUCGCAAGCGGCGCGCUCUCAAGGAAGUGCGCGACACGAUUGCCUCGUCGCCGUCGGGCACGCUCGCCAGCCCGCACGCGGGCCGCGACGCCGCCUCGCCGCUGCCAUCCGGCUUCUUCAGCCCAGGCGACUCCAUCGCUGCGCGCCGUGCGUCGGGCCAGACUGGCGCGGCGCAGCCGCACUUUGACGAGGCACUUCCGAGUGCGAUCGGCGGCAUCCAGGGCACCGUCGCUGCGAUCGCCGGCGCCGAGCUGCUGGCGAGCGAGCAGGACAACGCCGACGACAUGGACGACGAGUUCUUCGAUGCCAUCGACAACAACAACUUGCCGGGCCUCAAGGUCGAGGCACCGCUGGCGGAGGAGAAGAAGAUCGGCGAAAAGCCGGCGUGGCCGCAGGACUUCGACAAGGAGCGCAUCGACGAGGAGAGCUACGAGCCUUACAAGCGCAUGCGCACGAAGCUGCCCAUCGGCGCCGAUGAGCGGCCGAGUGUCUCGCUCUGGGCCGUGCUGAAGAACAACAUCGGCAAGGACCUGACGAAGAUCUCCUUCCCGGUGGCAUUCAACGAGCCCACGUCGAUGCUGCAGCGCAUGGCUGAGGACCUCGAGUUCCCCGAGUGCCUCGAGGCUGCAGCGACGUCGCCCGACUCGAUGAAGCGCAUCGCCUUUGUGGCUGCAUUUGCCGCCUCGAACUACUCGAGCACCAUCGGCCGCAUCGCCAAGCCCUUCAACCCGAUCCUCGGCGAGACAUACGAGUACUGCUCGCUCGGCAAGCAGCCGUACCGCUACGUCAGCGAGCAGGUGUCGCAUCACCCGCCCAAGUCGGCCUGUCUCGCGCAGGCGCCGCUGUGGGAGUACAUGGGCUCCGUCGACGCCAAGAGCAAGUUCACGGGCCGCAGCUUCGAGAUCCAGCCGACGGGCAUUGCGCACGUCAACCUCAAGGUGCCGCGCGACUUUGUCAAGAACGCCAAGAAGGAGCUGCAGCCGGCCGCCGGUGUCAAGAGCGACCGUGUGCUCGAGCACUACAGCUGGAGCAAGGUCACGACAGUCGUCUCCGGCUUCCUCACGGGCUCCGUGUCGAUCGACCACGUCGGCACGCUCGCCGUGCAGAACCACGCGACAAAGGAGCGCUGCGAGCUGACGUUCCGGCCGCGCGGCUGGCGCGGCGCCAACGCGUGCGAGAUCAAGGGCUCCGUCUUCGACGCCAAGGGCAACGUAACGUGGGACAUUGCCGGUCGCUGGAGCUCGCAGCUCGUCGCGCGCCGCCGCGGCGCCGGCCACGGCGACCUCAACCCGGAUGAGGACGUUAGCGCCAGCACCGCAGAGUACAUCCUACUCUGGCGCAACAACCCCAAGCCGCCCGCCGCCUUCAACCUGACCAAGUUCGCCGCGACGCUCAACUCGCUGCCCACGGGUCUCGAGCUGUGGCUGCCGCCUACGGACUGCCGUCUGCGGCCCGAUCUGUCUGCAUUCGAGAGCGGCCGCUUCAGCGAGGCCGACGUGCUCAAGGGCCAGCUGGAGGAGGUGCAGCGCGCCACGCGGCGCAAGCGCGAGGCCGGCGAGCUGCCGGCGCACAAGGCGCGCUGGUUCCGCGAGGUCACGGACCCGGACACCAACGAGCCGAUGUGGGAGGCGCUGCGUGUGCCCGACGCCGCGACGGGCGAGGCCGAGCCCGAGUACUGGGCCACCCGGGCGCAAGUCGGAAAGGAGCACAAGGCGGGCAACACGAAGGUCGAGUGGCCCGGCACCUCUCAUAUCUUUGGCGGGCUUGAGAGCUCGAGAGCUCGUCCUUGAGGCCUGCUCGCCCGGCUGGUGCUGCUCGAUACCCCGCGCUCCCA
Molecule: messenger RNA, 4370 nt
Organism: Tilletiopsis washingtonensis
Lineage: Eukaryota; Fungi; Basidiomycota; Exobasidiomycetes; Entylomatales
Exons: 7
Coding region: 250-4326 (1358 amino acids)
Biological process (GO): endocytosis; piecemeal microautophagy of the nucleus; exocytosis
Cellular component (GO): cytosol; nuclear envelope; intracellular membrane-bounded organelle
Molecular function (GO): protein binding; sterol binding
Source: RefSeq, a predicted model, not a curated record